UCGGUGCUAGCAGGCGAGGAAGAUGGUAGACAGAAAUGGCGGUGACGGCAAGGCGAGCAGCGUGAAGUGCUGAUGCAUUACACGGACCGAAAUUUACGACUGCCAGGACAACGUUGGGAACAUGGCAACGACGUCGCAGUAGCAGACCCGCUGUAACUGUCAUUGCGAACCUACGACACCUUCCCGGGAGAGUUUUCAUCUUGUCAGCGGAGGAGAGAGAGAGAACCUCACCGGGAGCAUGGCUGCUCACAGUAACCAGUACAUCUUCGGGGAAUUCAGCCCUGAUGAGAUCAACCAGUUCUUUGUGACUCCACGAUGUUAUGUUGAGCUUCCUCCGUUCAAUGACAAAGUCCCGUGUGUCACUCAGUCUUCUGGAAGUUACUGCACUCCUGCUGUACCUUAUAUUAUGGAGUCUAUGGGACUGCAGGUUUGCGCAGAAGACUAUCAGCACAUUGAGUUUGGCGUUGACGAGGUGAUGGAUUCCAAGCCUGUUGGGAUGAACGAUCCUUUAUUCAAGGUGUCGAGCACCCUCAAUCCUCAGGCCCCAGAGUUCAUCCUGGGCUGCCAGUCAGCCCAGAAAGCCCAACACACGGCUCCUCCAGCAGCUGAUGACCCAGACGGAACCCACUUCGACUUGUUGGAUGGCCCUGACUCGGAGGCCUCAGCCCUGGACAAUCACCAGUCCUGCCAGGACAUGGACGGACUCCCUGGCAGCUUGGGACAGCGCGAGAAGAAGAAAAAGAAAAAGCGACCGCCGGGGUACUACAACUACCUCGACCCGUCAACUGGUAACAGCAGCAGCAGUGCAGUAGACGGGACGCCUAUGACAGCACUGGUGAACGGACAUGCACUCGGUGGCCCACACCACAGUGCUGAGGAUGUGGACAGUAAGGCAUCGUCAGGGGCUGAACUUUCCACCCCUGGACCUGUCUCAAAAUCAACAGCUGCUGUGGCAGCAGCCAAGUCUUCCCCCCCAUCCACUGCCAAUCAGAGGACUUGUGAUAGCCCUGAUGAUGACUCUUUGGACUUAACAAGUGGAGCUGCCUCUUUAUCAGAUGGCAACAAUGCAACUUCCUCCUGUUCAUCCUCCUCUCAAAGCAGAGGGAUGACAGAAGGGCCGAGGACUGCAGAUCAACAGUCAGAUCAUUUGGCUCCACUGAGCCCUGAACUUUCAGAUGCUUCACACAGCCCCCGCUCCGGAUCGCCUCUUCCUCCUUCAACUGUUGUGGCCACCCCCUCUGUUGCCACUUCCAUUACGACUACUGAACUGGAGGGCAGGGAGGUAGCAGACAGUGGGGUGGCUAAUGGGCUGGCAGAACGUGAAACUCCCAUCAGUGCAGAUGGACUCAAAGAAGACUGUGAGAGUGGGGAGCAGACUCAGCAGAUCUCCCCAGACUCUGCUGCCCAGCCGGUAGUGUCGGACCAGGCCCAUUCGCCUGUGAUUCCAGCUGCACCUACUGCCAACCUCCCCAAGUCAUGGGCUAGCCUCUUCCACAACUCUAAGCCUCUGCCUGGUGGCCCUCAGGCCUUUGUGGAGGUAAAGAGUGUUGUGGAAGUCGUGUCUCCCCCCCUCAUAACACCAGAGCAGCCCGAGAAAGUUGGGGAGGUCAAAGAUGUCCCAGUCCAUGUAUCAGAAGAUCCCAUGGCCCCUAAACUUGCAGAACUUAUUGAGAAUGUGAAGUUGAUACAUAAACCAGUGUCUUUGCAGCCGAGAGGACUGAUCAACAAGGGGAACUGGUGCUAUAUCAACGCUACCCUACAGGCCCUGAUUGCAUGCCCCCCCAUGUAUCACCUGAUGAAGUCCAUUCCUCUGCAUUCUGAAACCCAGAGACCAUGCACCUCCACCCCCAUGAUAGACAACUUUGUAAGGCUGGUGAAUGAAUUCAACAACAUGCCUGUGCCAUCUAAAGCCAAACAGCAAGCUGUUGGUGAUAAGGUCAUGAAAGACAUUCGGCCUGGUGUACCCUUUGAGCCGACCUACAUUUAUAAACUCCUCACACUCAUCAAGUCGAGUCUCUCUGAGAAGGGCCGACAAGAGGAUGCAGAGGAGUAUCUUGGCUUCACUCUCAACGGAUUGCACGAGGAGAUGCUGGCAUUGAAAAAACUAAUCUCGCCUCAGGAAGAGAAAGCUCCUACGCCCAACGGGCCUGAGUCCCAGCCUGCGGUGGAGGAAGAUGUUGCAGAUAAGGACGGAGAAGGUAGCGAUGAUGAGUGGGAGCAAGUGGGUCCCAGAAACAAGACUUCCAUCACUCGCCAAGCUGACUUUGUCCGCACACCCAUCACUGAUAUCUUUGGUGGUCACAUCAGAUCGGUGGUGUAUCAACAAAACUCGAAAGAGUCUGCAACUCUGCAGCCUUUCUUCACCCUGCAGCUAGACAUCCAGUCAGAGAAGAUCCGCACUGUGCAGGAGGCUCUAGACACCUUGGUGGCACGGGAGUCGGUCCAGGGCUACACUUCAAAAACCAAGCAGGAGAUUGAGAUCAGUCGGAGGGUCACUCUGGAAGAACUGCCCCCUGUGCUGGUUCUCCAUCUCAAGAGAUUUGUUUUUGAAAAGACCGGAGGCUGCCAGAAACUCACCAAGAACAUUGAUUACCCCGUUGAUCUGGAAAUCAGCAAAGAUAUCUUGUCCUCUGGAGUGCGGAGCAAAGUUGUCAAAGGCCAAAGAACUUACCGGCUCUUUGCAGUUGUCUAUCACCACGGGAACAGUGCGACAGGCGGUCAUUACACCACUGACGUCUUCCACAUUGGUCUUAACGGCUGGCUGCGCAUCGACGACCAGGCAGUGAAGGUCAUCAACCAGUACCAGGUGGUGAAGCAGACCGCAGAGCGCACCGCCUACCUGCUGUACUACCGCCGUGUCGACCUACUGUAGACACACACACACACACACACACACACACACACACACACACACACACACGCGCAUACACACACCCAACAAUACACGCAUAUAUACACCCAACAAUACACGCAUACACACACCCAACAAUACAUGCAAGAAUUCCUGAAUAUUGACAAACACACACAAAACAUACAAGCUGAAAAUGCACUCGUUGACCGUACAGAACAUCGACACGACACGCACACCAAACUGAUGAACAGGAACACUGCCCAACUUGUUCUCUUGCAAGAUUUCCCUCUUCUUCCCUCCUGUCCCUGCUUCCCUGAGAACCAGCUUUUCCAGCACCCUUCUCCUUGUCUCCUUUUUCUUUUUCAGAAGAAGAGAAACAAGCUGCAUUCACAAAGAUUUUUUCCUGUGACUGCUUCUCUCUUCUCUGUGCACCACUGCUGUGUUUUGUUUAGUUUUCUUUUUGUUUGACUUCUAAAGCAGCAAGGAAGGACUGUUGACUAGACAGAGGUCGGGCUGAGGUCACAUGUUAGGACCUGAGACUCGCCCGACUUGAGCCCACAGCUCGGCUCAGAUAGCAAACAGUGGACUCGCUCACACAGGAAGAACUCAUUACCAAGUGGACUGCGGGGAUAAUGACGCUCGUUUCAAUUACCUUUUAUUUUAUUUUUAUUUUCCUUUUUUUCGAAGGAAAUGACCUAGAAAACAUCAGUGUUUGCCUUUUCGUAAAGGAGAACCGUUGGCCUACAGAAUUUGCGGCUAGUUUAAAAGCCUAUUCGAAUUUGCUUUAGUGCAUUGAAAAGGCCCGGCACCAGCAUUAUCAUGAGUCUGUCUCUCCAUGGCCAGACUUUCCUCUCCGCUGCCACCGACACCAACAAGUCCUCCAUCUCCUCACUUUUACAAUGCUUUUAAAUCUCGGUACUUGAGCCAUCAAACGGGGGGAAACGAUAGGUGGUACACAGAAUGGGAAAUUAAAAGCUUCCUUGUUUGAGAGCUCCUUGUUAUGGUAUCUGGGUUUAGAUUUAGAAAGACUAUCUAAAAAAUAUUAAUGCGCUUUAGAAUUUAAUAACAAAUAAGCUUCUGUGCACAAAGUAUAAACUGAUUGAUUAUGAUAUGACAGGAAAAUGCAUAUUUUGCAAAUAUUUAGAUUAAAAUGUUUAAAAAAAUACAAAACCUAUACACAAAAAAAACUUAAACUAAAAAUGAAAUAUCCAGCUGACUGAAAACUUGUUGGGUCCUAAAAGACUGCACUGGUUUUUCAACUCAGCUCCUGCACUGGAGAGAUGGCAACCAAUCACGACAGAUUCCACUGCAACAACCUGCCCAUGUUUACUUUGUACAUUUCCUCCUCUAUCAAUUGUUCUGGGGGGGGGGUCUUGUUGUUGGUUUUUUUUGGUCUUGUCUUGUCUAAAGGUUUCACCUGUGUAUAGGUGACUUAUCAGUGUAGUUUUGAGCCACAUCACCCCUCGAGUCCCCAACUCAGCAGAAAGCGGGGGCUGCCUUAGGUUCAUUGUGUGAUGUUUUUUCCACUCAGCGUACGAGUUUAACCCAAAUCAGGCAGCAACGGCGACUCUAACGUCUCUGAAGAGUCAGGGGGGAUGUACCUGACACGUCUAUGUUUGACUCUUUUGUGGCUCAGCCUUUCCUUCUCAUCGAAGGACACUGAGCAGUGAGGGGAAAUGGGACUUCACCUGUGCUACUCUCUGCAUUGAGACCCCGGACAUGCGGACAAAAGAAAAUAGUGUUUGCUUUUGUUGAAGUUUUUUUUUUUGAUCUUUCAUUGAUUGCAAUGAUAUUUUUUUUUUUGUUGAGUUACUAAAAGAUGUCAUUUUCUUUCUUUUUUUGUGUCAUUGGAUCAUUUACUGGAUGUCCCCUUGCUCUUGCUCCCUUCAGAAAAAUAUGCUUGCAUUUGAAUUGGUGUUUGAAAAAGAAAUUACACAGCACAACAAUGAAUAAAAUUGAUAUAGUUCUUUGCUUGA
Messenger RNA from Scophthalmus maximus (turbot), 4827 nucleotides. RefSeq names its product ubiquitin specific peptidase 10 (gene usp10). Gene Ontology annotation, biological process: protein deubiquitination; DNA damage response, signal transduction by p53 class mediator; regulation of autophagy. The coding region runs from base 239 to 2872 and encodes 877 amino acids. The transcript is spliced from 15 exons. NCBI's taxonomy places the organism in Eukaryota, Metazoa, Chordata, Actinopteri, Pleuronectiformes, Scophthalmidae. Gene Ontology annotation, molecular function: cysteine-type deubiquitinase activity; cysteine-type endopeptidase activity. The record is from RefSeq and is a predicted model, not a curated record. Gene Ontology annotation, cellular component: nucleus; cytosol.